GCGGGGGGGUCUUUGGGCGGAGGAGGCGGGCGAGGCAGGUGCGCGAUGCGAAGGAGCGUGGAAGGAAGACCGUCCAGUCUGUUUCUGCCCGCUGGAGGCGAGAGCAUGACCCAGCAACAGGUGUCCCAGAGCUGAAAGAGGCUGGUUCGUCCUGCACCCCAACAUGUCGUACUUCGCAGAGCACUUCUGGGGAGAGAAGAACCAGGGCUUUGAUGCCCUCUACCACAACAUGAAGCACGGGCAAAUCUCGGCCAAGGAGCUGGCGGACUUCGUGCGGGAGAGGGCGGCUGUCGAGGAGGCCUAUGCCAAGUCCAUGGUCAAGAUGUCCAAGAUGGCCGGCAACAGCACCCAGCUAGGGACCUUUGCCCCCCUCUGGGAGGUCUUCCGCAUCUCUUCUGACAAGCUGGCACUGUGCCACGCUGAGCUGGUGAAGAAGCUGCAGGAUCUCAUCAAGGAGAUUGCCCGCUACGGGGAGGAGCAGUUGCGAACUCACAGAAAGUCGAAGGACGAAGUGGCCGGGACCUUGGAGGCCGUUCAGCAGCUCCAGGGGGCUGCCCAGCACCUGCCCAAGGCCAAGGAGGCCUUCCACAGCCGAUGCCAGGAGCUGGAGCGGCUCCGCAGGGAGGGUGCCAGCCAGAAGGAGGUGGACAAGGUGGAACUGAAGUCCCAGGCGGUGGACACUCUGCGGCGCACUGUGGAGAAGUACAAUGCGGCCCGUGCUGACUUUGAGCAGAAGAUGCUGGACUCGGCGGUGCGCUUCCAGGAGGUGGAGGAGUCCCACCUGCGGCACAUGAAGGCUCUGGUUAGCUCCUACAUCCACUCGGUAGAGGACACCCACGUCCAGAUUGGGCAGGUGCAGGAGGAGUUCAAGCAGAACAUGGAGAACAUCGGGGUGGAGACGUUGCUGCGCAGCUUUGUGGAGAGCAAGGGGACUGGCUGCGACCCGCCAGGGCCCCUGGACCUGGAGGAGCUGAGCGUGAUGUCCUCGCAGGAAGGGCCCAAGCGAAGCCGCAGCAAAGCCUUCCGCAUCCCCGGUCUGGGUCGCAAGGAGCGCGGGCGGGACUCGGCAGAGUCUCCGGAUGCGGAUUCGGGGCCCCCCGAAGUGGACGAGGAAGGGUUCACCGUCCGGCCCGAAGUGCACCAGAAUGAUAUCCUUUGCGGUGGGGUUUGCGCCCGCCGCUGCUCAUCCAGUGACUCGGACUAUGACGACGACGAGCCCCCCAAGUUCUACAUCCGGAUCAAGCCCGUCCAGCCUCCGGAGCGGGCCGGCAGUGCCGCCACCUCGGCUGCAGCAGAGCAGCUGAAGGCCUCUGUGGGCAGCCUCAUCCGGCCACCCUGCGUGGCGGGCACGAUGAAGAGGCAUUCGUCCAGGCACUUGAAAACCUUCCCUUCGGCUGCGGUGGAAACUGACCCUGGUGCAGCCCCGGGCACGGGGGAGAGAGGCGUCAAAGCAGGAAGCGCUCCCGCCCCCCAGCCGGUGUCCCGGACGAGCAGUGGCGACAGCAAAAGCAAGCCAGAGGUCCUCCCUGCUAGCGCUUUGUUUGGGCCCCCGCUGGAAUCUGCCUUUGAGAAUGAAGGAUUCACAGCCCCCCGAGCCUACCUGCUGGCCUCCAGCCCCUCCCCGUUCUCCUCCUCCUCCCCCGAGAAUGUGGAAGACUCUGGCCUGGACUCACCCCCCCACCUGGCCAUGAGGCCCUCCCCAGAGUCCCGCCUGUGGAGCUCCCGGCCAGCCACACCCCAGAGCCCCCCGGGCCCAAGGAACCCCAAAAGCGGUGUCAUCUUCCGGGGCAGCCGCGGCGCACUUCUGCCUGAGGAUGGACCCAGCCCCUGGCUGCCCCAGCCCUCCACCCCCUUGGAUGCCCCCUUCGGGGCAGAGCCAGACUGGGCAGUCUCCGGGGCCUCAUGGCCCCCCACAGGGGCCCGGGGCCUGUCUGCCUGCUCCCCUGACCUCUUCUCAGAGGCCGGAGUGGGGGGGCGGCGGCUCUGGGUGGCCCGGCCUCGGAGCACGGUGGCCUCGGACGGCCCCCCCCGGGCCGGGGAGCGCGACAGCUGCCUCUCGUCCAACUCGGCCUCCUCCUCCUCCUCAUCCCCCGCCCCCCUGAGCAGCGGAGACUCCACCAGCCCAUCCCCAUGGGCCCCCCGGGGCCGCGACUCGGACAGCAGAGGCCCUUCUGCCUCGGACGCCUCCUCUGAGCACACUUCCCUUCCCCCGUUGGCCCCACACGGCUGGGCCCCCACGGCGGCUCCUGCUUGGCGAAGCUUCUCCAAAAGGCCCUCGGCCGCUUCCGCCACUGGCUUUGGGGGUGAGACGCCCCGCUCCUUCAGCCCUGCCCCACUGUCGGUGUUGUCCUCCUCGCAGAGCACCUCAGCCUUGACGGAGCGCGCCUUCUUCACGGCCACGCAGCCGGGGCUCGGUGUCUCCCGUGGGCCCUCCCCCGUGGUUCUGGGCUCCCAGGGUGCCCUGCCCGUGGCCACAGCUUUCACAGAAUACAUCCAUGCUUACUUCAAGGGCCAGAAUCCGGACAGCUGCCUCGUCAAGGUCACCGGGGAGCUGACCAUGUCCUUCCCGGCGGGCAUCAUCCGCGUCUUCAGCAGCGCCCCGGCCCCUCCUGUCCUGAGUUUCCGCCUGCUCCACACGGCCCCCAUCGAGCAGUUCCUGCCCAACACCAGCCUGCUUUUCAGUGAUUCCUCCCAGAGUGACCCGAGUAGCAGGGACUUCUGGCUCAACAUGGCCGCCCUCACCGGGCACCUCCAGAAGCAAGCCGAGCAGGCAGGGGCCGCCCCUUACUACAAUGUGACCCUGCUCAGAUACCAGUACUCCAAGCAGGGCCAGGAGUGGGCCCCACUGCAGCUGUCUGUGAACUGGGAGUGUGCUGCGGAGGCCACCCGGGUGAGCGUGGAUUACCGCUACAAUGCGUCGGCCCUGGCCUCGGCUGUGACGCUCACCAACGUGCAGGUCCUGCUGCCCAUCGAGGAAGCGGCCACCAAUGUCCAGCCGCAGCCCAAGGCUUGCUGGAACCUGGAGGAGAAGCGUUUGCUCUGGAGGCUCCUGGAUGUCCCCGGCACCCAGGGCCACGGAGGUUCUGGCCGCCUCCUGGCCAGCUGGGAGCCCCUGGAUGGUCCCAGCAGGCCGACCCCCGUGGCCGCCCAGUUCACCAGCGAGGGGAGCACGGUCUCGGGAGCUGACGUGGAGCUGGUGGGCAGUGGCUACCGGAUGUCCCUGGUGAAGAAGAGGUUUGCCACAGGAAUUUAUCUUGCUGGCUCCUGAACGUCCACGGCCCUGGGAACUUUCCCUUUUAAGUCUUCUGGGAGACAGAAAUAAUAUAUUUGUGUGUUUUAAAUUAUUUUUUGCCUGGAUUUUAAACCCUGGAGGAAAAAGCCCUGUGGGAGGGUGAAAAGUCAGAAGAGGAUGUGAAAUUUGAAAACUUUGGAAUCCACACCUGUUGCACUGAAAGUUUUUUUUUUUGUCCCUCUGCUUUUAUUUCGAUUCUCUGUCCGUCCGUCUUUUGAAAUGUCUUUGGUCCUACCCCUUUUUGGAAGCCGCCAAAGGGAAGGGCACCAGUUUGGUCUUUUAAUAAAAAUGUUUUUCUAA
Candoia aspera is the source of this 3592-nucleotide messenger RNA. RefSeq names its product FCH and mu domain containing endocytic adaptor 1 (gene FCHO1). The record is from RefSeq and is a predicted model, not a curated record. Gene Ontology annotation, biological process: clathrin-dependent endocytosis; clathrin coat assembly. Lineage: Eukaryota; Metazoa; Chordata; Lepidosauria; Squamata; Candoiidae. Gene Ontology annotation, cellular component: plasma membrane; clathrin-coated pit; cytoplasm.